Messenger RNA from Rhodamnia argentea, 1536 nucleotides. Its product is annotated as carboxy-terminal domain RNA polymerase II polypeptide A small phosphatase 1-like. Gene Ontology annotation, molecular function: phosphoprotein phosphatase activity. The transcript is spliced from 6 exons. NCBI's taxonomy places the organism in Eukaryota, Viridiplantae, Streptophyta, Magnoliopsida, Myrtales, Myrtaceae. The coding region runs from base 5 to 1120 and encodes 371 amino acids. The record is from RefSeq and is a predicted model, not a curated record.
GGGGAUGGACAACAAAAGAACGAAGAACAAAAGCAGUCCAAAGAAAAGACUUUGUCGAGGGAGGGAGGGAGGCCCGUUCAGAAAUCCACAGAGCAGGAUCGGUCAAGCUUCGAAGCCUUGUGCUUCCAUGGGGCGACCGGAGAGCGGCCACGGCCACGGCCACCAAGCGUCGUCGGAGAUGUACGUGCCUCGGUCGAUGCAGGUGUGGAGGGGCCUCCUCAACUGGCUCGCCUUCUUCCUCCAAAUCUUCCUCCAGAUCCUGCGCGGCACCCCUUCCCUCGCCCAGUUCCUCUCCUACAUCGGCCUCCGCCAAUCCUUCCUCUCCGCUCCCUCCCACUCCUCGCCGCCGCCGCCGACGCCGCCUUCUUGUUCUCCGCCGUUCAAGCCCUUGCCCGUCGUCGAGAUUCCACUACAGGAUUCCUGCCCUCCCGAGCACGCCGGCUCCGACAGCGACGGGAGCGUCGCCGGCGAUGAUCUCGUCGCCGUCGAGAAGCUCACGAUUGUUCUCGACUUAGAUGAGACUCUAGUGUGUGCAUAUGAAACAUCUAGCUUGCCCGAGAUUAUCCGUGCUCAAGCAAUAGAAGCUGGAUUGAAGUGGUUUGAGUUGGAAUGUGUAUCUUCUGACAAGGAUUGUGAUGGGAAACCAAAAGUGAACUACGUAACGGUAUUCGAACGCCCUGGUUUGCAUGAGUUCUUGGAAAGGAUUGGUGAAUUUGCGAACCUUAUUUUAUUUACUGCGGGUCUUGAAGAUUACGCCAGACCGCUUGUUGACAGAAUAGACAAAGACAAACUGAUUGGAGAACGUCUUUAUCGCCCUUCGACCGUCAGCACGGAAUAUAGGGAACAUGUGAAGGAUCUAUCUUUUUUAUCAAAAGAUAUGUGUCGGAUAGUUAUUGUGGACAACAACCCAUUUAGCUUUUUGCUGCAACCAUUGAAUGGAAUACCAUGUGUCCCGUUCUCAGCUGGACAGCCAUAUGAUGAUCAGCUUUUGGAGGUUCUCCUUCCUCUACUCAAGCACCUUUCUCUGCAAAGAGACGUACGGCCAGUCUUGUAUGAGAGAUUCCGCAUGCCCGAAUGGUUUCAAAUGCACGGUAUUCCUGCCCGUGGUAACAGUGUUUGAUUCAGAAUUCGAGAAAUCAUCUUAUAGGAGUGGAGACUCUGAUUCAUCUUUGUGAUGCACGAGCUGGUUAUUCAUAGUGCCCUCAUCGCCCGUCUUGUACAUUGACUAUAGUGUCACAGGAGUUGCUGUCAUCUCAAGGAAUAUUAGGAAUCGUGGAGGCAAUCAAUGCAUCAGCAGAGGGGACUGAAGGGAGCAGGAGUUGAUGGACUGAUGGAGGGCGGCAUUCGUUUUUGUGUAAUUAAAUUAAAAGUGGAGUUUCCAAUCGAUUAUCAUUGAAAGAGGUGGUCUUAAGAAUGGCCUUUGAUGGAGAAGUGAUUAGUUUGGUCAGUCUUCUAGCAAUCCGAAUGCUGGAAUUAUAGAAACUGUGCAGUUGAGGAUUAGACCAGUCUGUUUAAUUUGUGUAGUUUCCUUGCUUU